AUGGAUUUGUAUCUGAUUGGAUAUUUGAUGUGUGUGUGGUUGUCCAGCUCACGGGUGCUUGGAGGCUAUCCCAUCUGGUGGUCCCUGGCCCUUGGGCAGCAGUACUCGUCCCUGGGCUCCCAACCCAUCCUGUGUGGCUCUAUCCCCGGCCUCGUGCCCAAGCAGCUGCGUUUCUGUCGCAACUACAUAGAGAUCAUGCCCAGCGUCGCAGAAGGAGUCAAGCUGGGGAUACAGGAGUGCCAGCACCAGUUUAGGGGCCGGCGAUGGAACUGCACCACCAUCAAGGACAACCUGGCCAUCUUCGGCCCUGUGCUAGAUAAAGCCACCAGAGAGUCGGCGUUUGUCCACGCCAUAGCUUCAGCGGGCGUGGCGUUUGCGGUGACGCGCUCCUGCGCUGAGGGCACGUCCACCAUGUGCGGUUGCGAUUCCCACCACAAGGGACCCCCCGGCGAGGGCUGGAAGUGGGGCGGCUGCAGCGAGGACGCAGAGUUCGGGGUGCUGGUGUCCAGGGAGUUCGCCGACGCCAGAGAGAAUCGUCCAGACGCUCGCUCGGCGAUGAACAGACACAACAACGAGGCGGGACGCACGACCAUCCUGGACCACAUGCACCUGCGCUGUAAAUGCCACGGCCUGUCGGGGAGCUGCGAGGUGAAGACGUGCUGGUGGGCGCAGCCAGACUUCCGCAUGCUGGGCGACUACCUGAAGGACAAGUACGACAGCGCCUCCGAGAUGGUGGUGGAGAAGCACCGCGAGUCCCGCGGCUGGGUGGAGACGCUGCGAGUCAAGUACAACUUCUUCAAGCACCCCACCGAGCGCGACCUGGUCUACUACGAGGGCUCGCCCAACUUCUGCGAGCCCAACCCGGAGACGGGCUCCUUUGGGACGCGCGACCGGGCCUGCAACGUGUCGUCGCACGGCAUCGAGGGCUGCGACCUGCUGUGCUGCGGCCGCGGCCACAACACCCGGACUGAGAAGCGCAAAGAGAAGUGCCACUGCAUCUUCCACUGGUGCUGCUACGUCAGCUGUCAGGAGUGUGUGCGUGUCUACGACGUCCACACGUGCAAGUGA
Messenger RNA from Perca flavescens (yellow perch), 1068 nucleotides. It is a transcript of the gene wnt3, whose product is annotated as wingless-type MMTV integration site family, member 3. Gene Ontology annotation, biological process: neuron differentiation; cell fate commitment; multicellular organism development. Gene Ontology annotation, cellular component: extracellular region. The record is from RefSeq and is a predicted model, not a curated record. Gene Ontology annotation, molecular function: cytokine activity; frizzled binding. Bases 1 to 1068 code for a protein of 355 amino acids. The transcript has 4 exons. Lineage: Eukaryota; Metazoa; Chordata; Actinopteri; Perciformes; Percidae.